This is a messenger RNA of Thrips palmi, 3458 nucleotides long. RefSeq names its product BRCA2-interacting transcriptional repressor EMSY. The record is from RefSeq and is a predicted model, not a curated record. The transcript has 15 exons. The coding region runs from base 249 to 3383 and encodes 1044 amino acids. Gene Ontology annotation, cellular component: nucleoplasm. Gene Ontology annotation, biological process: regulation of DNA-templated transcription. NCBI's taxonomy places the organism in Eukaryota, Metazoa, Arthropoda, Insecta, Thysanoptera, Thripidae.
AUAAACAUACGACAGCAGGAAUUUAGUGGGAGAGAGAGAGAGAAACAAACUUACUUUGUUGUUUGUGUUAACCUUAGAAUUUUGGCACUAUGGACGACGCUGUAUUUAUGCUUUCUGCAGUGAAGUUUGUAAUUUUAUGAGUUGACUCUUUGCUAUCAUUUUCUUUUUAAUUCAUUUGGACUCGAAAUCCUGGUUUCGACUAGGAGUUUCUGCUACUUCUGCUGUUGCUGCAAAGAUUCUCAAAGAGAAUGGGGGAACCAGACGUUUGGCCUUUGUUGCUGGAUAUGAGUAGGGAUGACUGCAAAAGGAUUCUCAGAAGACUUGAACUUGAAGCUUACAGCAAUCUAGUAUCUGUGUUGCGAGCCCAAGGCAGCCUGACUGCUCAGAAGCGUCGCUUACUUCAAAAUGUUGCUCAAACACUCAGUAUUUCUGAGGAGAGGCACAAGGCUGAAUGCAGGAGAGCAGUUAACAGUGAAAAGCUCGCAACUAUAGCAAAACAUAUGAGUGGCACCAACUCAGGAACAGAGUGGGCAAUUGAGGGUCGCAGACUUGUCCCUCUCUUACCUCGGCUUGUGCCACAAACUGCUUUCACUGCCAUUGCUGACAAGGUUGCCAAUAUGGCCAUGACUGAAGGUGCUAAACUACCACUUCCUACACCACCUUUAAAGAAGAGGAUGACAUCUCCACCAAUUGACGAGUUUCUCCUUGAGCCUAAUGUUCCAGAGGCUAGCAAAACAUCUCAAGUAUCUUCGGGAAGCCCCACCACUGUCCCAAAUGCUGAACAUUCUUCAGAUAACCAACAGGGAAAGCCCACCCUCUGCUCUACUCUAUCACCACAGUUUACUCCAAAUAGUCCAAGCUCUCUUCAGGACUGCAGUUCUGCAAUUUUCCUUUCUGAUCCUGCACCUCAGCCGGCUCCCCCGUCACCGCAUGAUCCCACAUUCCCAAGCCAGGUGAAAGAGGAAGUGGUAAUAGAGCAGGCACCUGAGCCCACUGUGGCAUCAGCAGUUCUGACAAACCACACACAACGUUUGAUACAAGCAUCAACCCAGCCAGCACCGGCAAAAUCUCAAGUGGUAUUACUCGUCAAAAAAGAUGACAGGCCGCAGGAGGAUCGCUUGUCUCGGAAACGACCCAGGUCAUCCUCCCUCGAUGUGACAGUCAACACACCUACAUCAAUGAUGCCACCCCCUUUCAAGAAGGAAAUAGUGUCCCCUAUAUCUCCUUUGGGAGUGACUUCACCUCUGAGCCAGUUGCCUACAGCUAUAUCUCCUCAAACUCACAGUCAUCUAGUGCAGCAGCAAACCCUCCAGGCCGCUGCCGCCGCCGCUGCCGCCGCGUCCUCCUCCACCCCAGGCCCAGUCCCAGUGACUCAUGAGCAGCAGUCUCAGCCUCAACAAACUGCUCAGCUGUCGUUGCAGCAAGUCCAUGCACCUCCUCCGUUGGCUCUUCCUGUGCAUACCACAGCAGCAGGAACGAAUCAACAGCCGCAGCCUUAUCAAGCUCAGACCGUAUCUCAACAGAUUCAAAAUUUAGCUUCAACUUUAUCUCAAACCAAUGCACACAACCCUACCCCUUCCACAAGAACCAUCACAAUUCCCUCACAAGGAACAGUGAAGUUAUCAUUAGCAUCAUCAACUCCCAACUCUGGUGCUGGUAUUCCUUCUGGCACUCACAAGGUUAUUAUUGUAUCAAGCACAACUCCAAGCAUAUUGCAGCGUUCCCUGAGUGUUCCUGUAGUGAAAUCUCUAUCAACCAGUGCUCCAAGUCAGCCCUGCACAUCAACUUUAGUUCUCAACACAAAUCAACAAACUCAUCAAGUUAUCAGUGGUAGUGCUUCCUCCACAGGAACCACUGAAACUACAUCUAGUAUACUCUCUCACCAAGUGACUUCCUCAACUUUAUCAUCUAAAGUGCAGGGGAAACUUUUUGCUCAAUCCACCCCAAAAACAAGACCUAGGGCUAAUUCUAUUGUCAUACCUGUAACUCCAAAUCAAACUAACGUAAUGAAUAGUGUUGGUGUCACAAGUGUUCAACUUAAAUCAGCUUUACAGGCUGGUAAACAAGGUGUUCUGAAGUCUAGUGAUGCUGCUGGUUUGAAGAUUAUGCCCAUAUCAAAUAUGACCAACAGUUCAAAACUUUUGCCAAAAUCAACUGGAUCUGGUCCAAUGUAUGUUGUCAGUACACAAUCUACUACAAGCUCCUCUGUUUCCAUGGUUGCUAGAACUGUACCUGCGGGUGGGAGAGUUAUGACCAUCUCCAGUAGCCUUCCAAAAGUAGCUGUCAGUACCUCCCAAGGAGGAAAUGUUCUCUCUGUGACCUCAAAGCCUAUGCAGACACUUCAAUUCUCCCAGGCUGGUUCCGCUGUUACCUCUUCAGGUUCAGUAGCGUUGUCAUCUUCAGGUGGCAAGCCUAACGUCAUUGUCGUCCAGAAAGGCUCUGGUGCCUUUGGUAGAGGAGUAACUCUUUCUCAUGCUGGCAAGGAGGUUGUUGGGAAAGUUCUGUUGGGUGGUAAAGCACUAACUUCCCUAAAUCAAAGUCAAUUUCAGACUACAGGUAAUUCUGCAAUGCCAGGUAGUAAUUUGCAGCCUGUAUCUAACCAAACUACACAGUUAUCCACUUCACUGCAAACUUGCCAGAGUCCUGCAACAACAACUGCAACCACAAGAGUUGUAACAGUUCAGAAGCUACCUUCAGCUGUUGUGCAAGGUUCCACAGGCUCUAGCAAUGUAAUUGUUUUGGAUCUGAGUCAAGAACAGUUUAAUAACUCAGCUGUCCUGAAUGAAAUUUUAGCUUCAAGUAUUCUUCAAUCAAGUAACGUCAUGAGCCUGAACCAGGAUGUCAUUAGUGAAUCAGGCAAUAGUUCCGUUACUUCAGUUAAAGGGAUUUUAAACUUACCCAACAAUCAAACUGAUAUGAACACAGGUGUCUUUUUGAAUGAUGGUGGGAAUAUUUUGGUGGAGGGCCUUAAUCACUCUGUCAGUGAUUCUGUUGACUUUGACUCUCAUGUGGAGGAUGACGCAAGUCACAUAGCAAGUGCUACCUGCACACAGAAUGAGAGUGCUCUAAGUUUUGUUGUGGAUGAUAUUACUCUUGAUGGUGGACAGUCAUCGAAUGGCAGUGCACCACAGCAGUCCAGAGGGCACACUGAUAUUUGUGCAACUGCUAUGUCAAAUGCAAAUUUAAACUUCAAUGAUCUGCUAGAUGACAACAGCAUGGAUGGCAUUCAACCAGUAUCAUAUGAAACCAUGGAAAUGGAGAUGGCGCCAGGAAGUGGCAAUAUUUCUGAAAGCAACAUUCAUGGUAAUACAGAUGGAAAUGAUGGAAAUUGGGAUCUGAGUGGCACCUCUCAAAUGACCACAGAUGGUUCAGAGUACUUAUGAGGUUUUGCUACUCCAAACGCUUUUAAAUUGUAAAACCACUAAAAUGUGUAAUAAAUUUUCAAAUACACUGACUGA